Messenger RNA from Scatophagus argus, 6427 nucleotides. RefSeq names its product CMP-N-acetylneuraminate-beta-galactosamide-alpha-2,3-sialyltransferase 1-like. The coding region runs from base 1121 to 2071 and encodes 316 amino acids. Gene Ontology annotation, molecular function: beta-galactoside (CMP) alpha-2,3-sialyltransferase activity. NCBI's taxonomy places the organism in Eukaryota, Metazoa, Chordata, Actinopteri, Scatophagidae. The record is from RefSeq and is a predicted model, not a curated record. The transcript is spliced from 7 exons.
CUUGUAUCAUAGGUGUAGGAAUGAUUAAGCAUGGGCAAUAGCCAGGGACAGCGGGCCCCCCAAAUCAAAUUCUGCUUAGGGUUACAGAAAGGCUUGGCCCGGCCCUGGAUACAGAUAAGAUUUAAUUCCGUUUUUUAGUAGGCAGGAUAAACGUUUUUUUUCCUCACACCAGAUGAGAGUUCUAGUUCUAACAACCAAGGAGUAACAGCCUAAAAUAACUCGUUAUUUAUUUAUAAGUUUUCAAGUGAAUCGGAACCCUUGAUAAUCACCGCGUCUUUCCUCAAGGGCAGGGCUAUGAACUGUAAAACUCAUAAUUCCAGCCAAAGAAAAUAAUUAGUCGGAGGGAGUCCAUUUUACUAUCCGCAUCACGACUGCUUACAGCCUCGAAGCAAUGCAAAAGCCACGCAGCCGUCAUGUUCGCUGCUCUUCCCGGCUCAGCAGAGGACUCCGUGGACCGAGAUGCGGACUGGCAAACGGAUGAAGCGCAGCCUGUUUCCCACGAUCCUGAUCUUGGAGGGGAUAAAAAGUUUAAAGAACGAAUGGAUAUAUGUUUAACUGACCAGAUGGUAGGCUAUGUUACACCUGGUGGAGCUAGUAAUAUAUGCUGGUUUUAUUGUCUUUUAUUGUGUUGACAGAGGAGGACAGGGAGCCGCGGCAGGCAUUAGAAUUUUACUUUGAAUAUUGGUACAAAGCUUAUUUAGUCCUGCCGCCCUUUGUGCUAAAUUAGAUGCAAAUAUUUAAUUAUUUAGAGGUUAUGGACACAUACGCACUCGUGCUGUUAGGAAGAGAUCUAAACUUAUUUUGUGAAUUUUUGAUGACCGUUAAAAUUGAAGGUGAAUCGACAUAAAUAAACUGUCCCUAUGAAGAAGAUUAAAAUUUCAAACUUUUGGGCAGCUUCUUUUUUUUUCUUCAUUUGUAAAUCAUAAACAUAGUUGUACAAGCCACACCCCUCCUCACUUUAUAAGAGUGGGAAUAAAGCUGACAGCUACUUGUUUAACCUCAUCCUACCGUACAGCCUUCUGUUUCUCUCGUUCACUCAACAUACCUGUUCGGAUUUACUCCGGUCAGAUUUCCUCAAAUAUUUGAAUCCAUUCCCAGUCACGAGCACCACAUAACCAAGAUGCAUUCAAAAGUGAGGCUGCUCAUUUUCCUGCUUUGUGUCUAUGGAAUUUGUGUGUUUUUGAGAAGACAUAUUGGGUUUUCAGAGUUCAUACUCCAGAUUCAGAGCACGGGCCCCUGUGCUUGUGAGAAAUGUUUAUUAGAGGAUGAUCCUUGGCUUGUGCAACGUUUCAACAAAUCUGUUGAUCCAUUUCUGUCAGGAAGACACAGUCUCUCAGAGGAUGCUUUCAACUGGUGGACGCGCUUACAGUUUGAAAAGCGCAACUUCAGUUCCUACAAUGAAACGGUGGACAGGCUGUUUCAAGUGUUCCCACCCAGUCCAAAGUUGGUAGAGCCCAGUCCUAACCGCUGCAGGACUUGUGCUGUAGUGGGCAAUUCUGGUAAUCUGAAGGGAUCACAUUUUGGACCUCUCAUAGAUUUCCAAGACAGUGUCAUAAGAAUGAACACUGGUCAUAUCAAAGGCUAUGAAACAGAUGUUGGAACCAGAACAACUCAUCAUAUCAUGUAUCCAGAGAGCGCCAUGGACUUGGAUAACAACACUCAUCUUGUGCUAUUUCCAUUCAAGAUACAGGAUCUUGAGUGGCUCAUAAAGGCCACCACCACAGGAUUUUUUGGAAAGUCAUAUAUGCCAGUAAAAUCAAACAUCAAAGCUAACAAAGAUUUGGUGAUGGUGAUCAAUCCAGCUUUCAUGAGGUAUGUUCAUAAUGGCUGGCUGGAAAAGAAGGGCAAGUAUCCAUCCACUGGCUUCAUGGCUUUGGUUCUUGCCCUGCAUAUUUGCGAUGAGGUCCAUGUGUUUGGUUUUGGAGCAGACAAAGAUGGAAACUGGAGUCAUUACUGGGAAAAACUCAAAAACAAAAAGUUAAAAACUGGAGUACACCCUGGAACUCAUGAGUAUGAAAUUAUCCAACAGCUAGCUGAGCAACAAAAACUCAUGUUUUACACAGGGUUUUAAUUUCUCUCUCAGCAUUUAAAGUAUUCAAGCCUUCACAGCACACAAUUUACAAGAUUAUGAAGCCUACAACCCUCAAAAAGCACGUCUGCACAGACUAGCUUCCAAGCUGCACGAGUUGCUUCCAAGCAACUGCCUUGUCCUCACAUGUAAACCCACCAUGACGUCACCCAUUACACUGACGACUACUGUUGUGAAGCCUCAAGUCUGGCAUAUCAGUUGUCGCCAUCUUGGUUUUUUCUGCAGGCAGACUAUAAUUGAAUGAGAUGGUGGAGCUGGGGAAGAUACUCAGUGCUACGCCAUGAAUUGUGGUAGUGACUUUUCAAGUGCGAGGGAGCCUCACCCUAAAGCAUAACCCUGAUUUAUUGUAUAUUUUACUCCAAAUGUUACCAGAAUUUUCAAAAUGAGCAUUGUGCUGUAUUGGAGAAGACUCGAAACUAGAGACUGUAGACCAUAAAUUCAUUAGGAAACGGUAUACAGAGGUAAUAAAUCAAGUGUGAAGUAGGGUCAGUUUUUCAUAAGCUUACAAUCAAACUUCUUUUUGAAACCAAUGUACCAUUGGCUUAAAGCACUGCCCAAUUGGUUUCAUGUUUCAGAUCCAGUGCUCCUUCCAAUAUUUAUACAGUCAACUGUCGUACCCUGAGAGAUCUAGUAAUAAUAAUACGGGAUGCCCCAAUAUGUUGGAAGGCAAAAGUGUUUGAUACAUGAUAAUAGAGUUCAUAUGGGGAUAACAAUGCACAUUUGAAACAGUCUCUCCUGGAAGGCAUUCAUAGUGUCACAGUUGUUUCUACAAAAGAAAAGUAGCAGUUAGUUGCAGCUCUUCUUACUUUCGCAACUCCGCAUGUCAGGUCAACAUUUAAGGUUCACAUUUGUGUUUUUAAACAAAAUGUUUCUGCAACAGUUGGAUGAUUUACAAAUACAUUUGGUACAGAUAUUUAUUUUACCCAAAGCAUGGAUUGUUACAACCUUGGUAAUGCCUUUACUUUGCAUAUAGCACCACAACUUGUCCCGCAUUAUGCCCAAAACGAAUUAUUAUCAGUACAGUAAUUAUUAUCUGCUGAACAUCAGCAUGUUAGCAUUGUUUUUGUGACCAGGUUAGCAUGCUGAUGCAUAUCGGCUGAAAAAACCACUGUGCUUAAGUACAGCCUCAGUAGCUUGUGCAUCUGUUUAAUGUCACAGCAGUUAGAUGAUUGUGGAUGCACAGAAAUAGUGAAGUACAUUCAUUCAUUAUAGUUGUUCUCAAUUUACGAUCUGAGAACCCCCAGGAGUCUUUGAGGGGGUUUCAGGGGUCCCUAUCACAAAGGGGAAUGAUUUAUUUUUGCUAUAAUUUCAUACAUGACUGAAUGGGUUCACGGUCAGUUAAAGUGUCUCUUUGACUUGAAAAAGUUUGAGAACUACUGAUAUGUACUAUUUAUCUUUAAUACAGAAUUAGGUUACAUUGUUUUAUUGACUUGGUUAAGUAGCAUAACUAUGAAAUGUUGUAUAGGCUUGACCUGUUUUUUUUAUUAGAAAACAGUUUUAGCGUGAUGGAAGAGAAAGAUUUAAUGUAAAAUACUGGUGUGAAAUUGGUGCCAAGGGGAAAGCAUUCUCCCUUUGACCAAACAUACUAUCUUCAGCUAAAUAAACACGAUGUAGGCCUAAUGCCUCAGCUAGAGCUCGUCCAGUUUGUUUAAGGUAGAGCAGACACAUCUGGUCUUUGCGUUUUUUUCCCUUUUUUUUUUUUUUUUUUUUUUGUUUUUGGUUUUUUGCAUAAUGUAUGAAAAUCACCUGGAAAGCAGGCAGAUGUCCCUUUGCAAGAGUGAUUAGCCAUGUGACCAUGUCACUGGCUGCUAGUCAGCUUAUGAAAUUAUAUCAAAUUUGUAUAGUAAAUAUGAAGACUGACUUUAAACAUUAGGGGAAAAAACACAUUUUAAAAAAACAAAAUCUAAAAAAUAGCUAAAUUAAUAAUAAUAAUUAUAAAAUUGUUAACUUGGAAGAAAAAAGGCAGGCUACAUCAUUUAUUGUGUUUUAUUGAUAAUGUUAUAUGGCUAUCUAUGACACUUUUACCUGAUAAGCCACAGGAUGUGACAUAGGUCUGAGAGAUACAGUGAUCAUGAGACAGUAAUAACAUUUGUCAUAAAUUCAGACAAAGGUCAACAAUGGUCAGAGAUAAUGGGCUGUAUACUGCACAGAUUAUAAGGCCUCUGGGUGUAAACUUGUGACUUCUUAUCUCAGUCCCUAGACAGAAGCUCUUUUGUUUGGUCUUAUUUACAAACACUUUGUAUUUACUAUAGAAAUACUGUAGGUGCUACAAGAAUACACGUAUUUUUUUGAAAAAGUGGUUUAGAUUAAGGGAUACCUGAGCCCAUCAGUUCUUUCAGAAACCUGUCUUUUCCAUCCAUCCGUCCAUUUUCUAUACCUCUUAUCUGUCAGGGUCACAAGCGUGGCUGGAGCCUUUCCCAGCUGACUACAGGCGAGAGGCGAGGUACGCCCACAAAGACAGACAGCCACAGCACACACUCACUCGUAAGGGCAAUGUAGAGUAGCCGAUUAACCUAUUGUGCUGUUUUUUGGGAUUGUGGGAGGAAGUAGCACCUGGAGGAAACCCACACAUUUUUUACUAAUGCACUCACUUACACUGACUACACAUGUUGUGUUAAUUUAAGUUGCUUCAUAGGUUCAUUUCUGUGUAGUUAAAUUUUCUGCUGCAUGGGAUUUUACUUAUGUGUAUGAUCACGGUUACCUUUAGCACACCCUGUAUUUGGGAGAUGCACUUUGGUAUAGGAAAGUUUUAGUUGGUUGCUGUUUCACUUAAGAGAGUUUGAUCCUGCAGUUAGCAUGUGUUGGGUGAAUGUGCAGGUGUGAGUUAUCAGCAGUGAUUGGUUCUCUAGCGUGGAAAGUCUAGGUUCUUAUUUUUGUGUGGUGCAGCUGGAGCAGUUGUCUCGAGGACAUGUCCAGAGCUGUCAGGUUGCUGGGGGUUUUAAUCUGGCUAUUGUUUAGAGUGUUUAAAAAGGCGGGGGGCCGAGAAUUUUUUUGUUGCUGUAGGAUGCUGUACUGACUGAUUUCAAGAAUUUCCCUUCAGGGAUAAAUAAAGGAAUUCUGAUUCUGACUGUCAGGAAAACCUGCACAUGAAUUUGAAUCAACUAAUUGUAUAAGAAUUGUCUCAUACCUUUCUGUUUUUUCAUGAUAUUUCUGCUAUCUACAUGCUUGUCAAGUUGUCAUGCUCUGUUACAUGUUUAUUUAUAUAAUAUUUAUAUGUAAACCUAAGGGUGAAUGGGAGAACAGAUCAGAGUAGUUGUUAAGUUCAAAGCAAGCAACAGCAAGUUUUUUCAUAGCUUCAUUUCGUCUCGUGCACCUCGGAGACUGAACGGCCCUAUCUGGUGGAAAAUGCAUUGAUCAGUCACAGCAUUGAAAACACUGGCAGGUGAAGUGAAUAACAAUUACAAUUCAGUGUUCUGCAGGGUUGGGUUUUGGCAAUCAUGUGGAUGUUCUCUGACACACACCACCCACCUGAACAUUGCAGACCAAAUACAACCCAACCCCCCACAUAAGAAUGGCUCUUCCUGUCAACAGCAGACUCCCUCCAGCUGGACAAGGUACCCAGUCACCGACAGGCUCCCCAGAUCCCAACCUGAGAAUCUGUGGGAUGCACCAGAAUAAGCCGAAUCCAUCCUCCCUCAAUGCACAGGAUCCAAAGGUUCCAGAUUUUAUGUCACUCUUCUUAUUACUAUGCUCUACUGAGUCCUAUUACUUUAUCCCAGUUUGACCAAACAGAACACUCUCAUAUUAUUCCAUUGUACAAACCGACAGCAACCAUUAGCAACUCAUCUCUAUGCUCCAUGAACAACACACACUGUUCAUGUUUUCCUUUCCUAUUGUCCUAUUUUGUUCUGCCACUAGCCCAGGCCACUUGUAAAUGCUAGGUGUGGCUGCAUAGAUUUUAUGAACAGGUCCUUUACUAAAUAUAUUUGUUUUGCUGUAACCUCGUCAUUCAAGCCGGGUUUUCCACAUACUGUACCUCAACUGACUCAGCUCUGUAUUGCAUCACAUAUUGUAAAUGCCCCACCUGUUCUUUCAUCGUGCUGUCAAGAUGCUUUCCACAGUUCUCAUUUACAUGCUGUGUAUUUCUUCCAUUGGUAAAUGUCAACUUUACAGACAUAGCUGAAAUAUUCUUUGGUUUCAGCAGUACUUGUUAGAGACUGACUAGUCCUGCAGCAAAACACUUUAGUGUUCACCUUUUUAAUUCUUUUUCAAUGAAAAGUACAAAUCAACCUUAAAGGCUUGCACCUUGAUUGUGACUUGUAACUCCACUUGAGCUCAAGGUUUAUGAAUUGAAAAUGAAUGAUAAAUGAUUAAAAACUAUCUUUUUUAUUACUGUGA